CCUACUGCCACACCCACUCACUGCUGACACUACUGCUACAGCUGGAAGAAAAAGGUCUUGAAGUGACUUAUAAGGAUGAGGACUGCCAUCAUACUGCCGUGGCUGCUUUUCUGUACGUGUGGAGCUCAGACUUGGACCGACGUCCAGGCAGGGAGCCAGGGCCCUGGGGCUCCUGCUAGUGCUGAACUCUCCUCUCUGCUGGACAUCUCUUCUGAGAUCCAGGAGCUCAGAGACAUGGUGCUGGAACUGCGAGUGCAGUUAAGGAUAACCCAGAACGACCUUGAGAGCACCAAAGCAGCAAUGAAGACAAAAGUGGAGGGUCUGGAAAUGGAGAAUGCAGCACAACAGACAGAAAUGACAUUGGUCAAGACCAGACUGUCUGCUAGUGCAGCUGAACUAAAGAAUCUAAAGCUGGAAAUUACAGCAGCGCAGACAGCUGAACAGACAGACACGACCACGCCAAGAACUGAAGAGGCGAACUUGACCAAGGACAGUGGUGCUCUUGAGACAAAUUUGUCGGACAUUGAGGCCACUCCAGACAGUCUUAAGAUGGACAGGGCAGUGCACGAAAAGGAUCUGAAAUCUCUAAAGGCCAGACUGGCCGCCACCGAAACAAAAGUGGAAACUCUUGAGACCAAACUGACAACGCCCAAGGUGGCUUUCUCCGCCGCUCUGACCGACUCCGGCACCACCGCGGCCAUCAACACCGACCUGAACCUGGUCUUCAGCCGGAUCAUCACCAACGUCGGCCAGGCCUACAGCAGCAGGUCGGGCAUCUUCACCGCGCCGGUCAGCGGGGUCUACUACUUCAGGUUCACCGUGGUGGAUCACCUGGCCUCGCGCAUGAUGGUCAUCCAGAUGUUCAAGAACGGUCACCAGGUCAUGUUCCUGAACGAGUAUGGCGAUGACGGGCAGGCCACCUAUCUGUCCAGCGGGGUGACUCUGCAGCUGAAGGUGGGCGACGAAGUGAGCAUGAAACUCCCAGCAGGCUACAGGGUGUACGACAACGGGAACAAUCACAGCACAUUCAGUGGCUUCCUGUUAUUUGCUCUGAAUGGAAUGGAGUGAACCACACACCAUUACUAUCAGUACUGCUACAGUGUAUCAGUAGUAUAUAUAGUGUUAUCAAAUAAUAAAUGAUGCCUUGUUUACAAAUUAAUAAAACACUUUUUAAUCUGUUAAAACACAGUGUUAUACAUUUGUUGUUACCAGAAUGGCAAUGACCAAGUAGUACUUAAAAGAUAACUUCUGCCAAUUUCAAUAUGCUGUUGUAUUGCUCAUGCUACUCUUGACUUGUCAGUACCUGGUGAUGCUGCAUUUUUUGGCUCAGCCCUUUCAGAGAUAUGAGCUAUUCUAAUGGGGGCAGCCUUUGUUUACAUUUUCAAAAAUCUUAACAUAGGCCUACUCCAAAUAUUAUCCCAAAAGGUAUCGCUUUUUGCUAGAUGUCUGCUGAUGUUGCAUAUAACCUUUUGGAUGUUAUUGGAUAAAUCAAGAUGCUUUUUAAAAAUGUAAA
Molecule: messenger RNA, 1513 nt
Organism: Engraulis encrasicolus (European anchovy)
Lineage: Eukaryota; Metazoa; Chordata; Actinopteri; Clupeiformes; Engraulidae
Exons: 2
Coding region: 76-1068 (330 amino acids)
Molecular function (GO): protein binding
Source: RefSeq, a predicted model, not a curated record